This is a messenger RNA of Talpa occidentalis (Iberian mole), 10872 nucleotides long. RefSeq names its product fucosyltransferase 10 (gene POFUT3). Lineage: Eukaryota; Metazoa; Chordata; Mammalia; Eulipotyphla; Talpidae. The transcript has 6 exons. Bases 825 to 2255 code for a protein of 476 amino acids. Gene Ontology annotation, molecular function: alpha-(1->3)-fucosyltransferase activity. The record is from RefSeq and is a predicted model, not a curated record. Gene Ontology annotation, cellular component: Golgi membrane.
GCACUCUGACCCGGUACACUUUUGAGUAUGGUAAAGUGGGUUUCAGGAUCAUCUUCUCCGUCUACAUAUUUCCUUCUCUCAAUGAGACACCCCGGGAAAUCAUGACCAAUCUUGAGCUUGAUAGUGAUGUCACACUACAGCUAGGUCAUUGUGAUGUAUCUCCAACGGAGACAGUUCAAGUGGGACCUGGCCAUUUGCAUUGAAGAAGCAGCCUAGGAUUUUGCACACUACCAAGCCACCAAUUUAGACAGCAUACUCACCUCAAUUGUAGAAAUUUCUCCUGCCUGCAAGACUGAGGCAGCAUCAGAGGAUCCUUAAGGUCUGCUCCAUUUUUGAAAUUGAUGCAGUAAAGCCUCAUUGCUGGCCUCUUCCUAGGUGGCAGUGUUUAACAGUGAAUUAAAUAGUCUCAGUUAUUACUGUUUUUUUUUUUUUUUAUGGCUCAUCGUUUAUUUUUCUAUUUUAAGAAAAUGACUGAUCAAGAAGAUGUGAUAUAUAUACAAGAUGGAAUACUAUUCAGCAAUCAAAAAAGAUAAAUUCAUGCCAUUUGCAUCAAGAAUGGUUUGAUGCCUUCUGUUUGAGGAAUCUCCAGCUGCUCUGAUGAUAGCUUAAGAAGACUGCAUGCUGUUCCCUCUCGAUGCCAAGCCGGGCUCAGUCAGAACCCCAGAUCUCAGUCUUUCAUGGAGACCAGGUCCCAGCAAGAAGGGUCAUGGAGGAAAUUGGCACCCAGAUGGCUCCUCUGUGUGAAGCUGUUUCGGGCUCUGGGUUGACUGAAGAACAGCUGGUGACUAGGCCAGCCCUCUGUCAGGCACCUGGGGCAGAGCAGCAUGGUGCGCCUUCAAAGGAGGCGGCUCUGGGCAUCUUGCCUGUGCAUCACAGCUACCGUCUUUCUGCUUGUCACACUCCAGGUAGUGAUUGAGCUGGGCAAAUUUGAAAGGAAGAAGUUUAAAAAUUCCAAUUUGCGAGAUGGACAUCCAAAGGAAGAGGCUACACAUCUCUAUUCAUUUCUUAAGAAGGAAGCACUGACCCUGAAUAGAAAAAAAAAAAUGGAAACUGAUGACUAUCCCAUUAUGGUAUGGUGGUCCCCACUGACUGGGGAAACUGGAAGGCUAGGGCAGUGCGGGACAGAUGCUUGUUUCUUCACCAUCAAUAGGACCUACCUCCACCAUCGCAUGACCAAAGCAUUCCUCUUCUAUGGUACUGACUUUAACAUCGACAGCUUACCUCUUCCUCGGAAAGCCUAUCACGACUGGGCCCUUUUUCAUGAAGAGUCUCCAAAAAACAAUUACAAGCUCUUUCACAAGCCUGUCAUCACCUUGUUCAACUACACGGCCACAUUCAGCCGACAUUCCCACUUGCCAUUAACCACCCAGUACUUGGAGGGCAUAGAAGUCCUGAAGUCACACCAAUACUUGGUUCCUCUGCAGUCCAAAAACAAUCUCAGAAAAAGACUUGCUCCGCUCGUGUAUGUACAGUCAGACUGUGACCCACCAUCAGAUAGGGACAGCUAUGUUCGAAAGCUGAUGACAUACAUUGAGGUUGAUUCUUAUGGGGAGUGUUUACGAAACAAAGAUCUCCCUCAGUCACUGAAAAAUCCAGCCUCCAUGGAUGCUGAUGGCUUUUAUAGGAUAAUCGCGCAGUAUAAAUUUAUCCUUGCUUUUGAGAAUGCUGUGUGUGAUGACUAUAUCACUGAGAAGUUCUGGAGACCUCUGAAACUGGGGGUGGUCCCCGUCUAUUAUGGAUCCCCCAGCAUCACAGACUGGCUUCCAAGUAAUAGAAGUGCUAUUCUUGUCUCAGAAUUUUCUCAUCCUAGAGAACUGGCAAGCUACAUCAGACAAUUGGAUUAUGAUGACAGAUUGUACGAGGCCUACAUAGCAUGGAAGCUGAAGGGUGACAUCUCUAACCAGCGACUUCUCACAGCUCUCAGAGAACGGAAAUGGGGGGUACAAGACAUUAGCCAGGACAAUUAUAUCGAUGCAUUUGAGUGUAUGGUAUGCAGGAAGGUGUGGGAUAAUAUUAGGCUUCAGGAAAAGGGCUUACCACCUAAAAGAUGGAAGGCAGAGGUUACCCACCUGAGUUGCCCAGAGCCUACCGUGUUUGCUUUCUCACCUUCGGCUCCACGUUGGAGCUCUUUGCGAGAGAUGUGGAUACCAAGCUUCCAGCAGUCCAAGAAAGAAGCACAGGCACUAAGGUGGCUGGUUGAUAGGAAUCGAAACUUUUCAGCUCAAGACUUUUGGACCCUCGUAUUCAAGGACUGAUUUCAAAAAGUAUUAGAAUGAUAAUGAUUAGAGCCUUCUUAAGGUUUAUUUUCUAGGUUGCCUUAAUAUCUUAAUAUAAUAGCCUCUCUCUUGACUAUCCUUCAGGGUAAGAAUAAAUUGCUGCAGUACUCAUAAUGAGCCCUAUCAAAUGUCAUAAGAGAUCUGAAUUACCCUUAGGGGUCACCUCUCUAUUUUUUAUACUGAAAAAAUAUGCAAAUAUUUCCAGUGGACAUUGGUCACCUUCAGUUUACAGACAGACCCAUAUGCCUGCUGCCUUUUGUGGAUUCUCACCAAAUGCAGGUUGAAUCUUUAACUGCUUAGAGGAAGACAGAGGGUGUAGUAGCAGAUUCUUGAUACUCAAACCACUAUCUGCAGUUUUGGUAUUUGGCAAACCCAUCAUAAACAUGAAAUGCAUUAGAACUUGGCAAUAAAAGAUUCCAUCUGUUGGUUUUCAGGGAUAAAAGUGAGUAAUAAAAUCUGUGUGAAGGGUAUCCACUCUACUUUUCCAGUCAAAAGAACAUAUGCAUCUCCACCUUCGACUCCACGCUCAGACACCUCUCCGAUCUUUCCUAGCUUCAUCUUACCCUAGUUUCUCCGCCGAAGAGGAAUGUCUAGUGAAGAUGUACCUCCCCCUUGUGUGUUUUGGCUAGUGAGAUGUUGCCAACUGACCCUUCCACUACUGAGCAGAUUAGUAACAUGAAUCAUGACCAGGUGGGGCUGGACAACCUGUAGAUUUUGAUCAGUGUGAGAGUGGAGGUGUUAAAGAUGAUUUUUCUGUUCUGAGGAUAAAGUACAGCCUGUCUUGGUGGGCAGCCCCACCAGUUUUGUGAGCAUUCCCUGUCCUGUCACAGAGAAAAUAAAGCUGUCUUGACUGGAGCAUCCACUGAACCUCCACGAGAGACAAGGUGACUGGCUCACAUUUUUGGGCUGUGCGAGGGUGGAGAGGCUUCUCGAUGACUCUAAAGUCUGUUGCCACCCGAUGCAUCAUGGCUUUGGUAUUCUGAUAGUGGAAAUAUAUAAACUCCAGAGAACAGGAAGAGUCCCUGGCGCUGUCAUGCUCCUGUCAUGGCUUACGGGCAAACCCUCGGAUAGCUCCUCUGCCACCAGCCCACUUACCCCAGGCAAGUGCUUUAUGUGCCUGCUGUGAUCAAUUUCCUUCCUAAGCUAUUCUCUCUGUCUGACUUUGCUAGAAUAAGAGGACUGGAACACACACAUUCUUUUAGAAGCAGGAAGGGUCACUUUGCUGAGUGGGAGGAAGUGUCUAUGGCAGGGUUUUUUUUUCAGUCCCAGCUCUGCUAUUAAUAUGAUUUCUUACAAAUCUCUCUUUUUUUUCUUUUCAUUUUUUUCUUUUAUAUAUAUUUACAUCAUUUUUCAUUUUUUGCACAAAUCUCUCUUAACCUCCUUACCAUGGCUUUAGUUUUGUACCUACAAAGGAGUGAUUUGGCUGAUCUUUCAAGUUCUGUGUAACCUUUAAUUGUUUAUCAAAAUUCAAGUUUUAUAGUUUUUUUAAAUCAUUAAGACAGUCAUAAUAAGAACCACUGUAUGCUUUUCAAAAGAAUCACACUCUAGAUCGGAGGAUGAAGCAUACUAAUUGGGUAGUUUGUAGGGUGGAAAGGAAUUUACUUACCUUGGCUGUUUUAUCUGAUUAGAGCAGAAGAGAAUGCAUUAGAAAGGGGCAUUGUUAAUUAAGGCUAGAUUUUAAAUUAUUAAAUGAGCUUUCUUUCAUUGUUGUUUUAUACUCUUAAAGGCAAGCCUAAGAUAUGAUUUAUACCUCUGAUGACUUAGUUCCAUGCUAUCUUCCAUUCUUCCCACUAAAUGCCUUAAACAAAUAGCCAGUGCUUAUAUACUGCAUGCAUAUUUUAAACCCCAGCAUUUCACUUGGUUUUGUUUUAUCUUGGUUCAUUACCAAGUCCACAAAUAAAAUUCUUUCUAAACUCUUCUACAAUAUAUAGCUCUGAACAAAAUCAGUGAAACAAACUGCUGAUCAUUUAACGUGCAUAAAAAUUUCAUAUAAGAGGAUGGAAGAUAGGAAACUUUAUGGGAGUAAAAAUAAGGUGUGUUAUAAAGAAAAUAAAUCAGGGGCUUUUUGGAACUCUUUUUGAGUAGCCAUAGAUUUAAGACUUUAUUAUUAUUUUUUUGCUUAGCAUAUGAGUCUUCUGUAACAUAGUUUUCAUUAAUAAGAUGAUUCCUGACGAUGGUUGUAUGGCGUGACGGGCAUGUCCCCACUGGAGCAGGACUCUUAUCUGCAAGAUGGGAGCUGUGCUCUGAACUCCGUGCUAGGCCCCUCAGUGUAUUUUUCUGUGUUGAUCCCAUGGUAUCUAUCUUUUUCUUUACCCUACUGUCUGUAUUUUUGAAAUAUGACUCAUGGAUGUGAAGGACUUUGUGCAAUGCCACCUUCUGUUUAGUGCAGCUGUGUUGUCAAGGCAAAUGUAAGGUAAAAAGAAACCUUUUAGAAAUGCUGAAGAAAAUGAUUUCUAAAGGUAGUCGAUAGUUUUCACUUCUUCACCUGAAAAUAGAGAUAACACUGACCUUUGAUCAUGUAGCAAACAUAAUAUUUUAGAACUUGAAUGCUCUCUUCUAAGUCAUAAUAACCUCUCUGACUAAUAACAUGCAGCCACAUCAAUAUGCUGAGCCCAACUCAUUAAAGUGUGACCCUGUUGGCGCUAGUGGAAAUUAUUAAGGAAGUGGGCAAGAGGCCGAGGGAAUAAGGAGGAGCAGAAGUGGUUCUGAGUGGUGGUUGUCCUCUCAACUCAUAGGAGAAGUGUGGUUGUAACACUACGAGGGUGUGACUAGUCAUAGUUGACAGAUCUUUUUCACUUUCCUGGGGCUUCUUUCUUGAUUUCUGUCUUUACGCCUUUGAGUCGCCUGGAACCAGUGACACGAACAGUUUUACUGUUGUCUCUGACGCUUCUAAUAGCGCUCAGAACUGAACAUCAAUUAAUGCCUCCAAGGGUGUUUUGCAAAUUAGAUGAAAACAUUCCUUUCUUCAUUUUCCAUGCGUAUCAUCCAGAGGAGGUUACAACCAGCCCGCAUAGGCCAUACCGAAUAUUUAGAAUUUUACUAUCACAAACUCCAUCACUAAACAAAAACAGACUGAGCAGGUAAUUAAAGAAAUUUAGAGACCAUUAUGUAGGUAGGGGGUGACAUAAAUGGUUUUGAGGCAGGGCAUUGUCCCAGAAGCCUUUGGGAUGAGGCUAACAUACAGAGUGAUCACAACACCAGAGACUCAUCAACUCAUCAGUUUUACUUAGGAAUGUCCUUGAAAGUGAUUGAUUUUAUUAAGCCUCGACCUUUGUCUUUUUAAUAUUCUGUGUGACAAAAUGCGGCGUGUACAUAAACACUUGGCUGUUCAGCACAGCAGGAAUCUUCAGGAAAAGCACUUGUGUGAGUUUGAAUUGGGAGCUGAAUUUGCUGCUUGUCUAUGGAAUUCCAUUUUUGACACAAAAACAUCUAGCAGACGAUGGCCUUUCAGUCUUAGGUUUUGUCAACCAUCAUCACGGAAGCGAAAUGAGCCUGUCACUGUAAGAGAACUGUAAACGUAUUGGUACUGGUAAGAUUUCAGCUUUCAAGUGAAAAUUAAAAUUUUGACAAAUUAUCUUCCAUCACAUUGAACUUGACAACUUCUUGAUUCUUGAAGACUUUCCUGCAGAGAUUGGUGGUUAUGUUAAACAAUGUUACUUUUGACGUUGACUGAAAACAGACAUGGUGACUUGAAAGGUUUUUAGUUUAUCAGUUUGUUUUUAUAAUUAUAGGAAAGAAAGAGAUAGUGUUAUAUUCUAGAGAGCAAUUUAAAAAAAAAAUCAGUAUUUUUUUUUAGUUGAAAAUUUCCAUCAUAAAGAUGGAACUUAUAAUAGAAGACUACUAAAAUUACUGGCAGUUUGAAAAUUGGGUGAGACAAAAGGUAAUCAGAACUUUAAUGAAGGAAAUGAACCUCUGAUUUUUAAAUUGGAGGCCAAGAAAAAAAAUAGCAAAGAACAGCAACAAAAAAAUUUUUAGAAAUAUGUCAACAAAAUAAUAAUAAUUUGGGUCACUCAGAAUGUCAGAUUGCCUGGAAUUAAUUUGAUAUACUUAGCUAAAAUUGGUAAAAUAUAUUAAACUGGCUAUAUUGACAAGAUGUGUUAAAAUUACUAAAAGUUCAAAUUUAAAAUGCAUUGUCAAGUCUAGAAGCACAUCCUUUUGUUCUUUUCAUUCUUCAUUCCAAUGUUCUAUUCCUAUUUCCCAGCAACGAAGGCAUUUCUUCUGUCAACGUUGGGUGAUUUCUGUUAAGAAUUAAAACUCUGACUUGGGGAAUGGCAAUAAUGAUGGUGUGAAAAAAAAUAAUGAUGGUGAGCUCACUAGGCAAGCAGCUCUAUUCUGGCUGAACUCCAUCUGUUCACCUUACGCACAGGCGCUGGGGCAAGUCAAUAUUUACUUAGCCACAGCACCUGAAAAAGUUUCAUCUUACAAGCUGCACUCAGUCAUCAUGUGUAUAGUUCACACACCAUUAAUAAGAAGACUCAUUUCACCACUGAAAUAAUAUUAUCUGCUAGUCUGAGAGAACGCAGGUCACCUAGAUGAGCAUCUUUAAGUAGGAAGUACAAUCACAGAUGUCUUCUAUUUCCUGUGUUCAUGGUCUCAAGUCCCACUUCAGUAUGCGGUUACCCUGGAGAUGGUGGAAGAGAAACAGUGAAAAUGAACCAUGUCUGCUGCAACACCCCCUCCCUUAUUUUUUUGGUCUGUUUACUUUGUGGUCCCUCUAGGGAUGUCAUUGUAAAAACAUCUUGGUAACCUUUAUUCUGGAAAAUGAUGUAGCAAUCUGUGCCUUUUAGUAAGCUGUUUCCUAGAAAGACAGUAGCAAUUGGUAGAAUGAUCUUGUAAUUUAGCCUUCAAACUGGGGCACUUUUGAGUGUGAAAGCUAUUAGUUGAGCCAGGACUCUAGUCAUGAACCGGGAUGUGCAGUUUCCCUGCUCUAGGGAGUAUAGAGGUGAACCAGUGUUUUAGCAACUCUGUGUUCUAAAAUAGUCUGAGCAUGAGUGCAAACAUAGGGAGAACACCUCUGCUAUUUUUUAAGGGUCUCCUGUGUGCAGGGAGCUGACAUGUACAAUGGCACUUUCUUGUUACAAUAGCCAUUGGAGGGCCAGUCUCAUCCCCCUGCCCCCCACCCCCUUUUUUAUAAUACAAAUAAUACAAAACAAAUUUCAGUUUACCUUGGUGGAGUGAAAUGUUAGGUCUUUUUUUUUUUUUUUUAAAUAGAAAACAUUUAAGAUUUGCCAAAUGUUUCUUUUCCAGGAGGUAGAGGUCUUUAAGAUCUCCAUUGGAUGGAGUUGAUCUGUGUUCCGCUUCUUGAUCAAACCUUUUACAUACAGCAGUGUAAGGCCAUUGGGUUGCUUUGUUCUGGAGAAGGGGAGGAAUUUUGUUGUGCUUGGAAAGGGUAGAACCUUCAAGCAUCUUAGUGAUGGAGAGGUAAAGAAAACUGAUUAUAGGGCAAAGUGGAAAUCUGAAUAGAACAGAUGCUAUGGACUCUUGGGGGAAAGAUCACAGAGACUUAGAGAACCUUCCUCCUCCCCUUAUGGGACCAUUUUCCCUGCCCCUUUAAUUUUGAAAAGAAAUUAGAAUUGUAGAAAAGUUGUAGAAAUAAUGUAAUCAACACUGGACUUGUUUCAGUUAGAUUCAACAAUUCAUAGUAUGUCGCAUUUGCUUUUUUGAAAAUGCAUUUUCAAUUUACAAUAUUUUCAAUUCGGAAUUGGAUAAACUGGCCCUAAUUCCAUUAUAAGUGGAGGAAGCUCUUUUUUUCUCUCUGGGAAGGCUUAGAUUUCAUGAUAUCUUACUGAUAAAUUACCUGACUCAUUUAUAGGGUGCUUGCUUGUGUAAUUCUGUAUAAGCCAGUAUUUCCCCUUUGCCAUUGUGAAAACUGGCAAAGGGGCUGGGGGUACUCAGAAAGGACUUCGAAGUAGUGAUGGAAACAACAAAAGCUAAAAAAAAAAAUUUGGACUCUUGUAAAGUGACACUAAAUUGUGACCACAGUUAUGGAAAACCAGCUUUAAAAUUUGAAGAAAAAUAGCAUAUUGUGUUAUUCCCCACCUAUUAUGGCCUUCCUCAUCAUACAGAUGACAGAUCUAAGAAACAGAUACCAUCAGUCAAGGCUGUGAUUCUCUGCAAUUUGAUACUUAUUCAAAAUUUUCUUUUUUUUUUUCAAUUACAGAGAAUAACAAAGCUCUCCAAAUUCCCAUUUUGUUCCAUUUUUUUAAAAAAAAAAAUGCUCCCCCAAAUUCUUAUAAUAAGAAUUUUCACAUUUUCGUAGUUAAGGGCAAGUGACAAUGACAGCACAGAGGGGUAUGAAUGAUGAAGAGUGGAAAACGUGCUUUCUGUGGAGAAGUGAAAAUAGUGUUACUUGGUGAGGCUGAACUGUGUAGUGAAGUUGAUGAGCACAGCCAUCAUUUCAGAGAAAAAGCCUUUCUGUGGUCUUCUUUGGAGAGGCCAGGAUCUCAGUUCCAGUUUCAGGAAAUUCCCAGACAGGAAAUAAGAUGUUGCAAGCUUUGGACUUUGGGGGCAGACUCAUGAGAGAGAUAAAUUUCAACAAUCUAAAAAUUGCUCAGUGACGUUUUGGCUCUAAGGACAUGUACCUGAGCCAAGGUGAAGCCACCCUUCCUCCUCCUGUUUGCAGCCGGCCCAAGUGCCACAGUCUUACCGUCCAUCACCCCAGAACCAGUGUUUCAUAAACACAGCCACAUUCCUCACCUCUGAACUGGCCCUCCAUCCCGGUUGCACAAUCCUGUAGCAAAUUGGAGGGUCAUUCACGAAGGGCAUUGGAAAACAAGGAGAAAACAAUCCCUAAUCUUGUGUGGAAUAGAAAGAAUCUGUUUUGGCAGGAGUAGGAGGGGGACUGCUAUAGAACUCAGGGUUUAAACAGUCUGAUCUCAGUGCUGGCAGCCUCUGAGAUGACCUUGGAAAUGACCUUGUGUCUACUUGAUCAGAACCUCCAGACAAAACAUGCGACUUCAGCCAAACAUUUGUACGUUCCUGACAUUUGCCCGUUUGACAUCACAUAGGGACAAUCUUUAUUGCACAGGCUUCAACUGGACUCUCAAAUGAGCUGUUGUGAAGGGGUCCUUCCUACUCCUUUUCCCUCUUCUUUUAAUACCUCCACAAAUUAUGCAGAAACAUUGGACAAUGCUGAUAUCCAGCUGUGUAUGCUUCACAUAUUACCUAGAAUACAGUGGAGUUAGAUUAAUUCAGAGAUGACUGAAAGCCUAGGAACCUGAAUGUGUAUACCAGGAUUUACAAAUCUCUUAAAAUGUUCUCAUAUGUGCUUGUGGCUUCCCAAUUAAACAGAGAACUUGGUCUCAGGCUGUGCACAGCUUCCCUCGUGUUUACACGAGUCACAAAUUUCUUCAGGGCACAGCCCACUGGGGUAAUUGAUUAAUCUGAGGUAGUCAUUAAUUGUUUGAUGUCUGUCAUCUAGGGGGGUAGGAUGGUCCCAGGGUAAAUAUAAUUUGAGAAUAGCCAGGGGUGAGUGACGGCAUCUCUGUUCUCUCAUCUCCCACUGACUCCAGACAUUCAAAGCAAGUGUGGCAAUUAUCUAACUUAGAAUGAAAGGAGUGACAUGUGGCUUUUCCCAGUGGGGGAUUUCAUUGUCCACUUGGGUCCCUUUGUUUACUGCAUCUUGAAGAAACCAUGACAACCAUAUUUGCCUCUUUCCUCUCCCCUAGAUGUUUCUGGUUCCAUCUGUUAGACUGAUAAAGUCAAAUUUUUGUCUCUUUUUCUCCUUGGAAGUACACUUAUGUGAGUUCAUUUUUUUCUUUAAAAAAAGAAAAUAAAAGUUGAAAUGUGGUACUUGGUUUGAUAAAUUUUUAAAUACCUUUUUCAUACAUCCUCUUUCUUAAUUUUCACUGGCAUAUGGACAUGUUCAUUUACUUGAUUUGCCAGAAAGUGCCUGUCCCUUGUGCAGAGAUGGACCAUUAUAGGCAAAGAAAACAAACAUUCUGCUUUGUAGGUAUGUUUUUGUGUGAUGGAAAAACUCUUCCUCCUUUUCCACCCUGGUGGUGUGAAUGUAGGUCUAAGCCUGCCCUUUCAACUUACAAAAUCACAGGUAUUGGUUGCCAGGGCACCUCUUCUACCUUAUAAAGUAGUUUUAUCUUUUUCAAGGGCUUUUUACAAACUCAUAGUUUCAUCUGGCUCUUUGAUGAGCGCUGCACGGAGAAAGUCCAUACCAGGAGAAAGAUUCAAGACUCACAGCAGGACACCGGUGUCAUUAAAUACUUAGGGCUUCUCUUUGUGUUGUAGGGUGGAGUGUGAAUGGUGGAGCAGGGCUAGACAAUACCCAUCCCUGACCCUGGGCUGUAUCUAGUGUUGCUGUUACCUUUAUGACCUUGAGCAAAGCAUUUCACCUCAAUAUGAACCUCAGUUCUUUCAUGUGUAAAGUAAAGUGGAAAUAGAUGCCAUAUAAGUCACCAGAGUUUUCAAAUCUUACUAUUCUGUUUCAGGCUAAACACUGCCUAAUGAUUUUUGCUAGUUUCCCUCUUCUACCUCUAAAAUACUGUUCUAAUCUCAAUCCUCUUCUUAUCUUUCUCUGUAAACUUUCUCACUGAUCUUGCCAGCUUUGCAUUUUUAAUUAUCAUUAAAUACUUAUGACAGAACA